Molecule: messenger RNA, 830 nt
Organism: Phytophthora nicotianae INRA-310
Lineage: Eukaryota; Oomycota; Peronosporomycetes; Peronosporales; Peronosporaceae
Product: U6 snRNA-associated Sm-like protein LSm5
Exons: 5
Coding region: 258-581 (107 amino acids)
Biological process (GO): mRNA splicing, via spliceosome
Cellular component (GO): U6 snRNP; U4/U6 x U5 tri-snRNP complex; Lsm1-7-Pat1 complex
Molecular function (GO): RNA binding
Source: RefSeq, a predicted model, not a curated record
GUUGCGGAGUGUGGACGAUGGCGGGAGGCGGCGCUGCAUGUCGACGGGCAUCGCUUGCAUGUGCUUCUUGCGCCGGUAGAUCUCGCGCAUCAUGUAGGACUCAUACUCGCGGAACGACAACAGUACCGACUUGUAGUGCUCUUGCUCCUCCGGAUCCUGCUCCAUCGCGGCUCAGGUUCGAAGAAGAAGAGGACACUCCUUUCUGAUGAUUGGCACGUUUGGUAUCAUCGAAAAAACGAUGUGGUGCACAUACAAAAAUGUACGCCACACCGGCGCAAUCACAAAAGUGGGCAAAAAGCAAUUGGCUUUUAGAACCGCCGACCAUGUCCCAAGGCCGCAUCUUGCCGCUUGAGCUGAUUGACAAAUGCAUCGGGUCGAAGCUCUGGAUUGUCAUGAAGGGUGACAAGGAGUUCCUCGGCACGCUCCGGGGAUUCGACGACUACGUUAACAUGGUGCUGGACGACGUGACGGAGUACGAGAUCACUCCAGAGGGCAAGCGUGAGGUGAAGCUGGACCAGGUUCUACUCAAUGGCAACAACGUGUGUCUGCUCGUGCCUGGAGGAUUUCCGAGCACGUCCUAGGCCAUUGUUUUCGUAUCAAAUUUGGACGUUGUGUCAGAAAGCAGUAGAAGCAUGAGAUCAACGGUAACUCUAUACCUGUUCCAAUUCAAGACACUGCAUCAUCUGAAGCUGUAUCAAAACGCCCAAUUAACAGCCAGCCAAGGAAUUGGAACAGCACAACUUCCGUAACAUCUCUACCCCAUUGGCACCAUUAACACAUUUGCGAAAACCCGAUACACACACGUCUCCAUUUUUGAUUCGAUGCAUCCA